GCCAAUACGAAGUGUAGUCAGUGCGUUGUGUAGUAGUUUGCAUCUGUGCACGUGUGCGUACGCUCUGUAGCUGAUCAAUGGCUAAAAUGACAGGAAUACCCGGCGUUGUAAAACCUAAAACGCAAAAAGGAAAGCGUUUUCUCGAAAACCGCGCGUCAAAGCUAGUUGAAAACACGAAGAGUGCGAUAUUCAUCCGAGGGUCCAAUGCCAACAACACAGUCUUGAAAGCCAUGAGGAAUAUAUGUUCUCUGAAAAGACCUCAUUCAGUAUUCUUUAACAAGAAAAAUGAAAUGAAGCCAUUCGAAGAUCAGACAGCGCUUGAGUUCAUGACACAGAAAAAUGAUGCCUCGCAUUUUGUGCUUGGAACGCACUCGAAAAAGCGGCCCAACAACUUGGUUGUCGGCCGGACAUACGAUGGACACCUUCUGGAUAUGUUUGAACUCGGAAUGGAAGAUUUUAAAGCACUGGAGGACUUCAAGAUCCCAAAAGUACCUGUAGGCACAAAGCCCAUGCUGAUUUUUGCUGGUGAACAGUUUGAACAAAACAAGGAUCUUGAACGGUUGAAGAAUUUCUUCAUAGAUUUCUUCCGAGGUGAAACAGCAGAGGCUAUAAGUCUACAAGGACUUGAGCAUGUUAUCAUGUUCACUGCAGUGGAGAACAAGAUAACAUUGAGAAGCUAUAAGGUGCUGUUAAAGAAGUCUGGAACCAAGACUCCUCGUGUUGAACUGGAGGAAAUUGGCCCCCGUGCAGACUUAACCCUCAGACGAACUAAGAUUGCAUCUGAUGACUUGUUCAAGACAGCAAGAAGACAGCCCAAGCAGAACAAGGUCAAGAAGAAGAAGAACAUUGAGAAGACUGCGCUGGGUGCCACAAUGGGACGUAUUCACAUGGAAAAGCAAGACUUUGGCAAAUUGCAGACUAGGAAGCUCAAAGGCCUCAAGAAGACACCCGAAGAAAAGAAGGCAGCUAGGGCUGCCAGAAAAGCCACAGCUAGAGCUUCUGCCAGUCAGGACACAGAGAUGGCUGUUGAUACAUGAAUUGUGUCUACAGUUUGUUGGAUGUAAAUACACAACGAAAGGGAUUCAUGCUGUUUUUAGCUAUUUGUACUUGAGAUUGCUAAUCAAACACUUUGCAUAAUUCAGUAACUAUUAAGAAAGUGUAUAGCCUUUUACCUUCCAAGCAACAUUUGUUGCCAAUUCAUAAAGAAGUAGCAACACUAGUCGAUUGCUUGGCUCACAAAGGAUGUCCUUUGUGAUCACCUUUCAAGUAUAGCCACAGAAUUGUGUGAAUUGCUCUGUUUGCUAUAUGCAUGUUGCACUUCAGUUCCAGUUUAUUGUUCAUGGUAUAAUUCGGUAAGUAAGGUAAGUAUACAGACUUGGGGAGCAUUUUUAAUACAUACAGCCAGACCUUGUUAUAACGAACUAAUGGAUACAACCAACUACAGUAAAUCCUUAUUAAUACGUACCCGCUUAAUAAUUCCAGUUUAAACAUAGUCAUGAUGAAUCCCUGACGUUUCACCAUUGGCCCUAAUGGUUUUGCUGACCGUAGUUGCUCAACGCAUGCCAAGUGGUUAGUGCAUAGCAUUUACUUUAAUUUUCGCCGCCUGCAAGCGUGGAAUUGAUGAAGUGUCGUGCAUGCAGACCAUAGAUUGCGAAAUUGAGGUGCACGGACUUUUCCCGAACUGCAGUUGCCACCAGUAGUGACGUCAAAACAUGGUAGCCAUGAUACGAUUCCUGCUCCCAUGAAUUCUAUAGCACUUCCACGUUAUCGUCAUGGAUGACAUGGAUGAUGGCCUCUCCGUACCCAAUGCGGUGAGUGCAUUUGCUCUCAUGAGGGUGUUCGCAGAAAUGUGGAUCCUGAUGGAUAAACUGACUUGCGGCGUUGCCAAGUUUGAGGAUGCUGUCGUCGCUGCUAGGUCACCAUGGCGGCAAGUCAGAAUCAGACUUUUUGCUGCCUGCUCGAAAAUAAAACUUGUAUGUGCAUGUGUUUAA
Molecule: messenger RNA, 1991 nt
Organism: Dermacentor albipictus
Lineage: Eukaryota; Metazoa; Arthropoda; Arachnida; Ixodida; Ixodidae
Gene: Non3
Product: Ribosome production factor 2-like protein Non3
Biological process (GO): maturation of LSU-rRNA from tricistronic rRNA transcript (SSU-rRNA, 5.8S rRNA, LSU-rRNA); ribosomal large subunit assembly
Cellular component (GO): nucleolus
Molecular function (GO): rRNA binding
Source: RefSeq, a predicted model, not a curated record